This is a messenger RNA of Closterium sp. Naga37s-1, 1443 nucleotides long. The record is from the annotation of a GenBank genome assembly. NCBI's taxonomy places the organism in Eukaryota, Viridiplantae, Streptophyta, Zygnematophyceae, Desmidiales, Closteriaceae.
AUGCCGGGGGAACCAGCAACUCUCAAGGAGGCCUUGGAGAGUAGUGACGCUGAGGAGUGGAAGAAGGCAAUGGAGAGUGAGCUGAAGAGCAUUGAGGAGAACGGCACGUGGGAAUUGGUGGAGCUACCGGUGGGGCGUAAGGCGAUUACGUCCAAGUGGCUCUUCAAGAUCAAGUCCGACGCCGACGGCAAGAUCGAGCGCUACAAGUCUAGGCUUGUGGCGAAGGGGUACCAGCAGAAGGAGAAGGUGGACUAUAAGGAGUUGUUUGCUCCUGUGGUGAAGACGACAACGCUGAGAACCCUACUCCCGGGAGCUGCCAUCAAAGGAUGGGUGGUGAAACAAAUGGAUGUCACAACGGCAUUCCUCAAUGGCGUCCUUGAGGAAGAGAUUUUUAUGGCGCAGCCAGAGGGGUUUGAUGAUGGUAGUGGCAGAGUUCUGAGGCUGAAGAAGGCCCUUUAUGGACUGAAGCAGGCCCCUAGGCAGUGGUACUUGAAGCUGCGAGGAGUGUUGGAGGAGAUAGGCUUCACUCCUUCAUCCGCCGAUCAUUCCUUGUUCAUGCUUGGCGAGGGGGAGCAGAGGAGUUUCAUGGUGGUUUAUGUGGAUGACAUUCUCAUUUUCUCGCCCUCUUCUGACCUUGUGAAGGAGGUGAUGCUGAAGCUUCAAGACAAGUUCAAGUGCAAGGCCCUUGGUGACGUGAGCUUCUACCUUGGGCUCCACAUCGAACGAGAUGUGGAGAAGCGGUGCAUGCGGGUGCAUCAACGAAAGUACCUGGAGGCAUUGGCUGCCAACUUUGGGCAGAGUGAAGGCCAUGUGGCUACACCCUUUCCCUCUGGGUUCAAGUGUGUGAAGGGACCAGAGGAGGAGAGCGUUGGUGAAGAGGAGAGGCGCCGUUUUCACUCGUUGGUGGGCAGCCUCAUGUACGCGGCGGUAAACACCCGACCGGACGUCGCGUUUGCUACCGGACAGUUGGCUAGGGUUGUUCAAUGCCCUAACGAGGAGCAGGUAGCAGCUGGAAUGAGGGUGGCCAAGUAUCUUGGCCAAACACCGACCGUUGGGCUGCAAUACUCGGCGGCGGCGCAAAGGCGCCAAAAGGGCGCGGAUGGUGUUGAACCCGGGCGUUUGCUCCUCACCGCAUUCUCGGAUGCUUCUUUUGCAUCAGAACCAGAGGACAUGACAAGUGUUGGAGGGUUCAUUUGCUGUGUUGGUGGAGGCCCAACAGCUUGGGAGAGCAAGAAGCAGGUGGAUCAAGCAUUGAGCUCGGUGGAGUCCGAGUACAUGGCACUCUUCCGUGCCUGGCAUUGGACGAGGAGCAUGGUGGCUGCGGGUGAAGUUGAGUUGCACUACGUGAAGACGACAAGGCAGCCAGCUGACAUGAUGACCAAGAGGCUAGUGGAGCAGCAGCAUUGGAAGUGUUGCAAGCUGGCUGGGAUGGCUCUGAACUGA